Colletotrichum destructivum is the source of this 1663-nucleotide messenger RNA. RefSeq lists its product as uncharacterized. The transcript has a single exon. Lineage: Eukaryota; Fungi; Ascomycota; Sordariomycetes; Glomerellales; Glomerellaceae. The record is from RefSeq and is a predicted model, not a curated record. Bases 829 to 1404 code for a protein of 191 amino acids.
CCUUUCCCUCCUCACGACGGCCCAGGUACGAGCUGGGAACGUAACUCCCCCGCUGCCUUCUGGUCACGACCACGGUGCUACGGCCCACCGGAGACCCCGGGUGCAACCCCAAGUCCAGCUUCCCGUUACCGCGACUCGUCUCCGACUCGCAGCCGACCAUGUCUUGCAGAUCAGAGGCGCAGAGUAACCGCCACGCCGGCACGGCUACUCGCACUCUGUCCACUAACCCAACCCAUGUCUGCCGUAUGAUGUUCGAUCGCGGUGCGCUGUGUCCUCGGGAUCGGUCCGGCCGCUUUUCCUGUGCUCGAAGCUUAACAAGUCUGCUGACACCAUGUCAACCCGUCGGUCUUAACAACUUCCAUUACGCUCGACCAGAGCACGUAGGCUUGUCCCAAGCCCUCGCCGGGAGACGCGCCGAUGCUUCAGAUGCUCGACCCGUCCGCCUCCCGAGCCCAGAGCCGGAUGGGCCGGAGGGUGUCCUGUCUCUUCAUUGACUGACGUCAAUGAAGAGUCGGAUGGUUUUCUUACGCCAGUAUCCCCCAUGUAGCUUGUUGGCUUCGGAAAUGGCGUGGGUGGUGCGGUGGUCGUUGAUCGCGUAGUCCGUUUGUAGGUUCGAGAGUGCCGAUGAAAACUUUUCACAGCACCGUCCAGCCGCGGUUCUCGACCGCGCGCGACGCACCGCGCCACACCCACCACUCCUACUGACACCGGACACCACGAGAAGGUCUGCCACAUCGUCCUACUGCUUUUUCAAGCAGCAUCCAGUGUGCUCACUGGAGGCACGGCUUGCACAGCACGAGUCGAACACGCGACCCACAGCGGGCUCAGAUGCGACAUCAGCCCGCACAGGCCACACAAGGAGGCGGCGGCGUCGAGAUCGACGCCGCAGACGUCUCCCACUACAUCGCUGCCGACAGGACCAGCGCUGCUUCGGCCGGCUAUCCGAAAGCCGGUCAUGGCGGUACUCUCACAACAGCAAGAGACUGUGAUAAUGUGACGCAGCGUAACAGGGGUAUGGUAGACGAUUGGGCCGUCCGGGGUGCGAGCCGGGCUUUUGAAAACCACGAAAUGCCCGAUGGCGCCGUCGCUGAUGGUGUGGGCGGACAUGAUACGUCAAUUCGCAUGUUUGACGUCGGUAGGCAGGACGUCUUUGGGAUGGAGGAGGCUGGAAAUAAAGUGCAGACCGGACGAUCCAAGAACGUCUCUCAUUGGCAAGUGGUGAUGGCAAAAAAUGCGAAAGCCCCGACUGCACAAGUGGCGCGUGCUGGCUCCGCCGAAAACCAAGCGCGGAUAGUGCAACGGUUUUUAAGACAAGUGUCUCUGCGCAUGCGGCUCGCAACCAGACAGGAACGGCUACCGCUACACCGGAUCGCUCACCAAGCCAGAUGGAGAAGUACGUCGUAACUUGUUUGAAGGCGCCGAAACCUAACGCAUGGUGUGCCGGGCGAAUCGUCUAGUUUUUGCAGUGGAAUGGAUUUUGUCAUGACGCAGUGGGAUGAUCUACCCAUGUAUUAACUUUUCUUUCUUCCUUUUUCAUGGGAGAUCGUUCCAGUGCGUGCCGUGAGGCUUGCCGACCGCGUUGACGAGUCCUUCCCAAGAAAAACCAUUGCACGAUAUAUCGCCCGUAGAACGUAGCAUCAUCACUAGACAGCGACUAUAAAGU